AUGAAAAUUACAGGACCAUCAAAUGUGACAUAUACAUCACCACUCCGGUCCUCUCAUUCUGAUACUCUUUACAUGUUAAGUCCUUCGAAAUUCAGUUUGUCAUCUGAUCCGCUUCAUGAAAUGUGGCUUGACGUUGUCGGACCAAAAGUUUGGAGGACUGAUCCAAUCGUUGCAAUUGUUGGGUCGUGCAUUGUGGUUGCUGGUGGUACUUGUGAUUUUGAGGAUGAUCCACUCACUGUUGAGUUAUAUGACACUGCGUGCCCAGGUUGGUUCACUUGUCAACCCAUCCCUAAUAUACCGAAGGACUCUGCUGCUUCCAUAUGGUUAUCUGUCGCGGUUUCAGACUACAAAAUGUAUUUGCUUGAGAAAAAAUCCGGUACAUUUUGCUCGUUCGACCCAAGUACAAAGACAUGGAGCGGGGAUAUUGGUUCAUUUGAUCUGCGCCCGGACCCAGCUAUCUAUUUCUCGGUUAUUGGUUUUGUAGGUGGUCGUUUGAUACUCGUUGGGCUCAUGGGCGAUCCUGAGAAUGCUGAAAGUUUAAGAAUUUGGGAAGUGAAUUGUGAUAGUUUUAAGUAA
Papaver somniferum (opium poppy) is the source of this 576-nucleotide messenger RNA. Its product is annotated as F-box/kelch-repeat protein At1g23390-like. The transcript has a single exon. The coding region runs from base 1 to 576 and encodes 191 amino acids. Gene Ontology annotation, molecular function: protein binding. Lineage: Eukaryota; Viridiplantae; Streptophyta; Magnoliopsida; Ranunculales; Papaveraceae. The record is from RefSeq and is a predicted model, not a curated record.